GUGUAGCCCUGGUUGAAUCAGCUGUCAGAGUGCGCAAAUCAGAAAAACACAGUACGAGUCUAAGAAAAUAAAUAAAAUUGAAUAAAAAUAUAUUCUGUUAUGGCGCCGCCCCUCAAAGUAGUAGUGGACCAGGGUAGCGCCACCGCCCGCUCUAGCGGCAAUAGCAAUAACAAUUCUGUCAGUGGUGCAACCGGCGCAGUGCCCAAACAGCAGCAACAACAGCGUCCCCUUCAGAAUGGGGGAACCUCUGCAGCCGGAACCGCAGCGACCACUCCUAAUACCGGCCGGUCUGCCCGAGUCCGUCGACAGCAAGAACACUUGGGCGAGCCGGACCUGGAAUUCGUGGAGCCCCUUCAGCGAGAGACGCUGAAAACACUGAACGAGCUGCUGCAGCGAUCCCGCAUUUCGAACGGAAAAAUCCUUCCUGUAGAGGACCAGCAGCAACCCACAUCCUCCAGAGACCCUGGGAUUCUAACUCAAGAGCAGCAGAAACCACGACGCGAAUCGGGGGAGCAGAGCAGCUACGAUUCAGUUGAGCAACAGCACCAACGCUACCGAUUCCCCGUGCGUCCUGUGCAGCGCGUCCAGCAUCAGCCCUCGUCCUCGUCCCCGGCAGUCACUUCUACUUCUCUGUUGCGGCUACGUCAGUCGACUCCCCCGAAUGCCGCAGUGGGCGUAGUUAUUCCAAACGCGACCACCAGCAACGGAAACUGCAACAGCGGCGACGAGAAUUCCAUUCCCCUGAGCGCCAGUCUGCAGACACUUGUGCAUCGCUUUCUUAGCCUUCCCCACAUAGGACAAAGGAUUGAAGGCGGCCGCUCUCAAGUAGAGGUUCUGCGUUGCCUGCUGGAACUAGACGAAAACUUGAACAGCCACGGUCACCAGUCGGCAGAAAACCUAGUCGAGCAACUUAACAACAUGGUUCACGAAAUCAACCCAAGCGCGGAGCAAGAGGAGGGCAUAGUCAACUCUACAAGCCUGGAGGAUGUUGCGUUAAGCGAGAUGAGCGACAACCGUGCCCAGUCUAUUCAAUCUUUGCACAGUGUCGCGGAAACUCCUACGCCGGACACUGCGCCCACCUUUGACGAGCUGCAGCAGCGGCUGGAAGCCUCCAACCGCAAUAUGCAGCACCUGCAAGAUGAGCAGGCCAAAUUACUGCACAUCCAAAACCUGGCCAAGUCGCAUCUUAGCGAUAUGGAACAGUUGCGGCAGCAGGCCAGUCAUUUGCCCCAUAAUAGGGGAGGAGGAGAUGCCCCGAACUACGAGUCGGUUCAACAGGUGCAAGAUGAUAUGGCCUCCUUGGUUGGACGCAUGAAGAAUCUGACGGCCUUCAUCCACAACCAGAACGAGCUAAGCAGCGUGUUGGGAGACGAUGGACCCGAAAUCUUGGCAGAGCAACAGGCUCUACAGCAAAAGUUGGAAUCGCUUCGAAGUCAACGCGAGGACAUGCGUAACCUGGUCGACGAGCUAAACAGCAUCAACCGCGUGGCCAGAGAGACUCGGUCCAACAUCAACGCAGGGUCUGCCACUCCUCCUCAAAAACCAGCUAUUGAACAGGCCCAGGCCCCGGAGCCGAGCUCUGCUCCAGCGCCGGCUAAGGAGCGAGUGGUGCCAGUGGAAUACCAACGCAAAGUACCCAUCCUGCGGCAAGAGGCCGCCAACGCAGCCCAACGGGCUCUUCAAGCUCAAGCCAUGAUUAACCAGAAGACGGCGGACAUUGAUGCAUUGAAAGCCCAAAUGGCAAAGUUGAAGAGUAUGCUGAACACAGUCACCCAAAUCGACGAAGGUACUCCCAGCGUGGGUUCCUCAUUGGAGCGGCGUAGUGAGGAGCGGGACAGCGUGGAGCGAGCAUUGCCGGCAGAGAUAGCCCAGCGCGUUUUUGCGCUCAACGAUGUUACCUCGGAGCUGCGUGCUGAAGCAGUCAGCCUGCAAAAGGAGCGCGAUCGGAUUCUGGCUCUCAAAGCAGAAAUCGAACGCCGCAAGCAGCAAGCGGCCGCCGCAGUUCUUAUGGGCGAGGAGGCCCUUAAGCGAAACAGUCUCACCCCGACCCCAACCCCAGCGAGACAACGAGUAGUGGAGGAGAACGAAGAAAACGAGGAUCCCUCCGAGGUAGACACCUCUCAGCAGGCCACACCCACCAAGGAGCAACUGCGCGACGAGCUGAGGCUCCAGUGUGAGCGUUUGCGAAAAGAGUAUGAGCAGAAGCAGCGAGAGCUGGAGCAGCGCUACGUCGCCAGCAACCAAACCACUUCAGAGGCAGACGAUGAAGCCAACGACGAUACCGACAGCGACCGGUACUUUGCCCACGUCCGCACCUCCUCUUCGGCGACGCUGAAACGGGCACCAUCCGCUAGUACGGUGGUCGAACAGCGGCGCGGGCAGCUGGCUUCUCAUCCGCCGCCACCGCCACCCCAGGCACCACCCUCGGCCCACACCGAGGACGAACUGAACGCCACGAUUGACACUUUGUCGCUGGGAAACGACAGUCUGCCCUCGAGCAGCAACAGGUCGCAAUACAUGCCACCGCCCAUGCAGCCGGUGAAGGGAAUUUGGGGCUCGCAGAACUCCGGUAAUGGCUGGCAUAACCAGCAACCUAGCUACGGGCAAGCCACCUCCAGCUCUGGAGCAGAGUUCAAACCUGCGACGGCCGCCCCGCAGGCCAACUCGUCCAACGCGUCGGGAUCAAACGGAUCCCCCGAUCCCGUCAUGCUGCAGCAGUUCAUGCAAACCCAACAGAUGCUGAUCAACUCAGUGUGCCAGUGCAACCAAACCUUGUGGCACCAGCAGCGGGAAAUCGAUGCUCUUAACAGUCAAGUGCACGCGCUCCAGGAUCGCCUUAAUGUGGUGGCUUGUCAGGACCACGGUUUUGGAAUGCGGGCAGACUCCGUCCCUCCACCGAAUCUCAAUAACCUCUGCCUGGGAAGCGCACGCGCCCAGUCGGAGCAGCUCUUCGCUUUCGGGACCCAUCAGAGCGCCUUUAGUAACUUCCAGCGAAGUCACCGGUCAGGAGGUGACUCCCACCUGCACCAGCAGCAGCACCAACAGCAGCCGUUUCUGAAUAACGCUGCUCCCCCACCAACUCAUUUCAACAAUGAAACCCCGCUGUCGCCACCAUCCUACCGCAACAGCCCGGGACCCAUAUUCAUGAACCACCACAACAACACGAUUCACCAAAACAACGCUAACCUUCGCACCCAGAACCAGCAUGCUAACAACCUGCACCCCCUCUCCGAGGGAGCCGGAUCGGGAACAGGAGUAGCGGCCACGCUCAACAACCAAGUGCCCCCGGGCAACAGGGCCAACAACUACUGGGACAACUUCCGCAGCCACUCCCGCCAAAACCUACUGUCGAACAAGAGUAACGAGGAGCAGAACGUGGACUUCCAGCAGUACCGCCGACAGCGGACACGGCCAAGUUACUUUCAGACGCCCCAGCUCCUGGCGCCUCAUGCCUCCCGCGGGUCGGCGAGUGGAGUCACCCUUCAGCAACAACAGCCGCAGCGAAGACAUUUUUUUGAGUCGCCACUAACAGCUUUGCAUGGCAGCAGCAGCAAUAACCUGAACAACAGUGGCACUGCUCUCAGGAAGCGAGACUGGCGCGAGGAGCAGGCUCUCGACCACAGUCGCGAAGACGAGGAGGUGGACGAUGUCGACGAGAGCCACGACAAUGUGGUGUUUGGCUCGGGCCGCAGACGCAACCGUCGGCGCCCACAGCUCUCGACACUGCGCGACGAAGAGCCUGAGCAGGCCAGCUCGUCCAAUCUAAACAUGAACGUCAACUUUGGCAACAGCCCGUUGUACCAGCGAAACAAAGUGCCAGCAAAGUCGAGCACAUCGGCAGUCUCGUUGACGCCCAUCCAACAACGUCACCUGCGUUUCGAUUUUGAGCUGCCUGCCCAGUACAUGGACUACGUAGAAUUGCCUCAGGCAACCCCAGUGGAUGUUACUGCAUCCUUGGGCCAGGAGGCUUUGCCAGAGGAUGAGUCGAACGUUUUGGAGCGGGAGAGAAUCGAGGAGACUGCGUCUGAGGAGCUAAACCGCAACCUGCUGGUCAAUGCACUGAAAAACGACAAGUUCACUACCAAGUUCUACGAGUCGAUAAAGGAGGACGUCUACCGCCGGCUGGAGUCGCUCUUCGAGCAGCAACAGCUGCAACAAUUUCAGCAGCCGCAGGAGGCACAAAACCUGCGAAAGGCGAUGAACCAGGACGACAACGAGCUGCGUCUCAAUCCCAAUGUGGAAGCAACUGAGAGCCGCAGCGACUCACCGCUGGAAACGGCGAGCCUGCAACUGGAUAACGAUCGUCCCGAGGACGACAAGGCCCCCCCUAGUACCCUUGAGCAGGGGGAAUUGGCAACGAACGCUUAUGCAACGGCUGCUCCUACUCCUCCAGGAAAAGAAAAUGCGGAGAAAGAACGCGAGCAGGCGGAGGAGCACUCAGAUGAUGCGACAGGAGAAGUACCAUCCGAUUUGGCCUCAAACCUUGGCCCCGAUCAUGAGCUGAUCGAGUACAUCAUUAAGCGCAUUCGCAACCAAACGCACAACAACACCGUAAUAAACGACUCCCUUUUGGUGGAGGUCUCGAAACUGACGGCCACCGCAGCGCAAAACUCGACCAAUGCUAGUUCCCCACUCAUAUCCCCCAAACGCAUUUACGCAAAAAUCAAGAAGAUGGUCAUGCCUCGGCAACGCGACAAUUUUCUGUCGUGGUACCGCAAUUAUUUGGAACAACUCUUCGUAGUGGUUCAGCCCCCCGGCAGCAAGCAGUCCGAUAAGCCACAAACUCGGGAACGGUCCCAGUCCCACACCCAAGACUCUCAAAACGAUGGCGACCUGGCCGAGGCCGACCAAAAGAAUGGCAGCUCUCCCGUAAACGGCGACCUGGAGUGUGAGAAUGACGAAAACCCGGGUGAGGAAGCGGACGGUCCUGCUGUAGACGAGUCGCCUGACCAGGAGAAGGAGCCCAACCAGGACUAAACCGUCCUUCCGUCGAUUUAUACAUUCCUAAUAUCGUAGCUUACACUUAACCAUACGGACACCCCACCACUCAUUCCCAUUUUCCGGGGCGUUAAAUUUAUGUUAACCUUAUCCUAGUUUUCAGAUCAUUUGGGUUAGAAGAUUCAUUCAAAAUUAAAUUACACGACUUUUUACACACAGAAUGCGUUCGUUUCAAAUUCUUUUAUACGGAGAGCUC
Messenger RNA from Drosophila bipectinata, 5194 nucleotides. RefSeq names its product combover (gene cmb). NCBI's taxonomy places the organism in Eukaryota, Metazoa, Arthropoda, Insecta, Diptera, Drosophilidae. The record is from RefSeq and is a predicted model, not a curated record.